GCUUAAUAAUGGAAAAAAUGAAUAUUGACCCAAGGCAACUGCCAGAAGAGUUAGAAGUAGAUAUGUUAAAGGAUGACUUAUCUACUUUUAAUAUUAAACCUAUUGGAAUUCAACUGGUUGAUACCAUAAAUCAAUUAAAAAUCCAAACACAAUCAAUCGCUCAUAUGAAACAGCAGUCUGAAUCGACAUUAAGCAACAAUAAAACAACCACCACAACAAAUGGAGAGAAGAAAUCUCCUGCACUCUUUUCCAUCACAAAUCAUCUUUAUAUCUUUACGAAUAUCUGCAGCUAUUUGGAACCCUUAGACUUGGUGUUGCUUCGAUUGACUUGCAAGUAUUUUAAUAAUCUCGUCAAGUCACCAUUUGACUCUAUAACGCAGCAAAUCUGGAAAAAUUCACGUCUAGCGUCAUGUGAAUUUUAUCAGUUGCCUCCACCUUUGGGAAUGUCAGAACAAUUAUAUAUUAAUAUGAUAUAUACCGAUAAUGGAUGUCAGAUUUGCGGAGAUUUGAUAAAGAAUGCAAAAAUUUAUUGGAACUCGCUAAUGGUUUCUUGUGCCAGUUGUCUGAAUAAGAAUGCCAUCAGUGAAAAAGCACUUCGAAGUGAAUGGGAUCUCCCAGAAGCAAUAGUAAAUGUCUUUAUCCCUAUUACCCUACAAGAUUUGUAUGGCGACUAUUUACGUUAUUAUUGGAUUCCUUCUGUUAGUCUUACAAUUGAGGAAUACAUUAAUCUUGAGCCUGCCGAAGAAAAGAAUUGGCUGAAAAGAAAAGAGAUCGAGUACCGGUUCGCAAUUAUGACCAGUCUAGAACGUGAAUAUUGGGAGAGAUGUCGAUACAUCAAAAAAUAUCAACCUACGAUCACAGAAGUACGAAAAAGAAAACCCAUUAAGCAUAAAGAAAUCGAGAGACCAUUGCAACACCAAACAUCUCUAGAUCAUCAAAUUCAACAAUCAGAAGUUUCACUUUACCCCACGUAUUACGAGUGGCUAAAGCAGCUUGAUAUUUUGCCAAUAUAUGAAAAUGAAUAUAAAGAUGCAUUGAAAAUCGCAACUGUAAACGACGAAAUAAUAAGACAAAGAAUUGAACAGGCCAAAUAUGGGAAAAGCAGCAAUUCCACUACUAUUCCACUUGCAGAUACUAUCAUUGAAGGUAAUUUUGUGUCUCAACGAGCGAACAAAAAUGUUGAAACAAAUCAUCCUAAAAAAUACACUAAUAAUUCACAACAACAGCCGAGAUUUAGAAACGCUGGAUACGCAUUACGUGCUCGAGCCACGAAAUUAUCAUCAUCAUCUUCAUCUUUGAAUGUUUGA
Molecule: messenger RNA, 1307 nt
Organism: Ambispora leptoticha
Lineage: Eukaryota; Fungi; Glomeromycota; Glomeromycetes; Archaeosporales; Ambisporaceae
Source: the annotation of a GenBank genome assembly